Molecule: messenger RNA, 1995 nt
Organism: Amphibalanus amphitrite
Lineage: Eukaryota; Metazoa; Arthropoda; Thecostraca; Balanomorpha; Balanidae
Product: angiopoietin-related protein 7-like
Exons: 1
Coding region: 71-1690 (539 amino acids)
Source: RefSeq, a predicted model, not a curated record
GUCCCGCCAGCUCCGAGCCGUCAGUCCGAGGUCGGCAGCCGGUGCCAGAGGUGUCUCCUACUGAGCCACCAUGGCUAGAGGGUGGAGAGGAAUCUUCGUGUCGACCCUGCUGGUGGCGUCUGCCGGCUGUUCAGCGGCGCAGCAGCAGCAGCAGCAGCAGCAGCAGCAGCAGCAGCAGCAGCAGCAGCAGCAGCAGCAGCAGCAGCAGCCGGCCGCCCUGCCCAGCACCACUGCCGACCAGGUGUUCAGCAUCAUCGCUAGAGCAGUUCAGCAAGAGCUUCGGCCAGUCGUCAGAAGAAUCGAGUCACAAGUGGAGUCGCUGGACAAAGUCGUCAAAAAGCUCGAGUCCCGUGUGGAGUCGCUGGACAACAGACUGACUCUGCUCGACUCUCGAGUCACUGAAUGGACCACCCACAUCUUGAGGAGCAGACAGAAUGAGCAGCUGGAAGAGUUGUCCAGUCAACUGACUGGAAUCACUGCGAGACUCGACAGCCAGCAAUCUCAACUGAGCGAGCUCAACACCCAGCUGAGCGAACAGAAAUCCCAACAAGAGGAGACUGCAGUCACAGUGAAUAACGUCACAGCGCAACUGGAUAGCAUCGUUACACAGCAGGGAGAUCAACUCACAGAGACAUCCCAACUGGCUACAAGGCUCGACAACCAGCAAUCACAACUGAGUGAGCUCAACACCCAGCUGAGCGAACAGAAAUCCCAACAAGAGGAGACUGCAGCCACAAUGAACAACAAUACAGAACGACUAGAAUCCAACGUGACUUGGCUGGAAAAGCAGCUAACAAAGGUGUCUGGACUGGCCAACAGGCUCGACAGGCAGCAAUCACAACUGAACCAGCUCAGUGACCAACUGAAUGAGCUAAAAUCAGUUCAGAACGUGACUGCCGUCACAAUGGAUAAUCAUACAACACUUCUUGAUGUCACGACAUCCCAGAUUGUCACUCUAGGGUCCCAGCUGGCUGAAACCAUGAAUAAGACAGCAGUCAUACAGGACAGCAUAGAUCACCUGGCUCCGGAGGUAAAGCAGCUGUCCCCUCCCCGUGAUUGCAGCGACAUUCCUGUCGGCUCCCCAUCUGGAGUUUACCUCCUCAGGCCCAGUGGCGACAUCCAACAACCAUCCGUCCAGGCGUACUGCGACAUGAGCACUGCCCGAGGGAGAUGGACGGUGAUCCAGCGGAGAGACGACAUCCAGCCCCACCAGGACUUCUACCUGGGGUGGAAGGAGUAUAAGGAGGGCUUUGGGAACCUAUCCCAAGAAUUCUGGUGGGGUUUGGAGAAAAUGUGGCAGCUGACAUCAUACCAACAGUACGAGCUUCGUGUUGACCUCGAGGCAUUUGACGGCAGCCGCAGAUACGCUACCUAUCAAGAAUUCCGUAUCUCGUCUGAGCUGGACGGCUACAGACUGGGCUAUACCAGCUACUCGGGAACUGCCGGGGAUGGUCUGCAGUACAGCGUCAAUCAGAAGUUCUCUACCCGUGACCGUGACCAGGAUACCUGGUCUGACGAUAACUGUGCACAGGACCAUCAGGGUGCCUGGUGGUACGGCGGGUGCGGGUGGAGCAGCCUGAACGGACGGUACCUGGACAGCGGUAAUAGGGACAGGACUGGAAUAUGGUGGGUGAAGUGGAGGGGACUGCAGUCACUGAAGAGCACUGAAAUGAAGAUCAGACCCACCUAACUGACGCACACACAGAAGGCGGAUCACCACUGCGAUGUACGUACAGCUGCUGGUGACGCGUUCACAAAGCGACGGUCGAGGCCUUCGACUCUCUGAAGCUGCUGUGUGCGGGCAGAACUCUACCGACAAUCUAAUGUGAAAUUGUACGCCGGAGAACUUAGUGUAGGCUUUUCUACGGACCACAAAUAACGUCUGUAUAUGUGUCUCUAUAUCCAUAAUGCCUGCUUUGUACUGUUAACCAACCACUAUAUGCAUUUGAUAAUCAUUAAAUGUGUGCGGAAAUAAACUUUUGUACCACCGAGAGG